UAUUCUGUCUUUGUGGAGUUGCUCGCACUCGCAGGUGUUGGAUUGAAUCCUCUGAAAGUCUUCUAUUGAAGAUCAAAGGCCUCCUUCAUCAAGGCUGAACCUCAGAGAAUCUUAAUUUGUAAGCCAGUCCAAUAAUCAAUAAGUUGAAAACUCUGCAGUAAAUUCACGACGCUAGGGUUUCGUAUAUCAAAGUAACUAAGUUAUCAGUUAUUACGUAUAUAAGUACUGCUCAUUGUGUAGGGUUCUUUUCAGCCGCAAUGUCGAAGAUGCAUAUGCCAUGAUUGUUCAGAUUCUGAUUCUCUGAAGUUUUUGGAGCUUUCUUGUGCUUGUGAGCGUCUGACGAUUUUUAUUGUAUAUCUGCUUGCAGUUUAUGGAUCAUAAUGGUCUCACUGAUGAGAAGAGUGAAAGCAGACUUUAUAUUGGAAAUCUUGACCUGAAGAUAACAGAGGCUGCUCUGAUUAAGAUGUUUUCUCCAUAUGGGAAGAUUGUAGCUGAGGAUUUUCUCUGGCAUACUCGUGGGCCAAAGCGUGGAGAACCACGAGGCUUUGCAUUUAUUCAGUUUAGCACCAAAGAGGAAGCAGAAUUGGCCAAGGAGAAGAUGCAUGGGAGACUAGCUUGUGGGCGCCCUUUGGUUGUUCGUCUAGCAAGUGAGAAGUACUUGGAAGAAACAACACAAAACUCUUCGAAAGCGGCAUGUGAUGCGAACAAAUCAGGCAUUAUUGGUGGUGGUGGACAGAUGACCAGGAGUGCUAAGAUAGCUGCUAUCAAGAACAAAUUGAAGGCAUUGGAAGAAGAGAGUUGUGGUGCAAAGAAGCAGAAACACGCUGAAGGCACCUCUUGUAACAGUAAUCUUGACCAUCCACUGAGCAAAAGAUAAGAUUCAAAGUCCCUGAGAAAAUAUUUUGAGUGGGAGAAGAUUCAAUCUCCCAUCAGAUGUAGUCACAACUACAUCAGAACUGAAGUCACUAAUUUGCACAACCUUGAUGUUACAACAUUUUGAUAAGAAGUUCAGUUGAGUUUCCUUAUUAACAUUAGUGUAUCACAAUGCAUUUAGUAGCGUGAAAUUAGUGUGGCAAAAACCUUGGACUAAUGUGUAAAUUAUGUUAUAAUGUUUGCCUACCCACUAUCCCAUGGAUCACUUCAUGUUUAAGCAGAAGUGGCAUUCUACUUCAUUUUUUC
Mangifera indica (mango) is the source of this 1179-nucleotide messenger RNA. Its product is annotated as probable RNA-binding protein 18. The transcript is spliced from 5 exons. The record is from RefSeq and is a predicted model, not a curated record. NCBI's taxonomy places the organism in Eukaryota, Viridiplantae, Streptophyta, Magnoliopsida, Sapindales, Anacardiaceae. The coding region runs from base 371 to 877 and encodes 168 amino acids. Gene Ontology annotation, molecular function: RNA binding.